AUGCCGCCCAUGUACCAUGUCCCGCAGGUUACGGACAAGACCACCAAAGAACUAGAGCUGGAGAAAUUCCAAAUGUCAUUAGCGGCAUUGGCGGGUGGCCUGCUGCAAGGCCACCUCAGCCUCAGCCUAGUGAGCCUGAGCCACCCCGAGGAGCCGAUGACUUCAGCCGAGAAACGUAUCUGUGCGCUGAAACAGAGUUCAUAUCCAGCUCCGACAUUGUUCUUGCAAUGGGCACCGAGAAUAAAGGACUUCUCGGUUCUGAAGGUCCUUAAAGGAAGAGCGAUUGAAGAUGUCUUUUUCUUGUCCCCAGACCUGAAGUAG
Molecule: messenger RNA, 321 nt
Organism: Rhinocladiella mackenziei CBS 650.93
Lineage: Eukaryota; Fungi; Ascomycota; Eurotiomycetes; Chaetothyriales; Herpotrichiellaceae
Exons: 1
Coding region: 1-321 (106 amino acids)
Source: RefSeq, a predicted model, not a curated record